GGAGACGCUGCGCGUUGCAGAGGCGGCAAGUGCGACGCUCAUCACUGAAUUAACAACACUCCCGUUACCUCUUCUGAACUAGCGGACUGAGUUCCCGUCAGGUACAGGUUCUGCACGGCGAUGCGUUGAGGCGUUAUGGGACUGGAGAGGACGCUUGUACACAAGCUUGACCAUGAAACGGACACUGACCAUUCUCGUUUGCGUUUUUACUCUCGUCCAAAGUGGGGUCUGUGCAGACUCAGAAGAGCGCUUGAUGAAUUGGCUUCUUGGUAAACAGCGCUAUAAUAAGCUUAUCAGGCCGGCUGUGAACAGGACGGAGAGAGUGACGGUUGUCCUACAGGUUUCUCUGGCCCAGCUGAUCAGCGUGAACGAAAGAGAACAGAUCAUGACAACAAACGUCUGGCUCACUCAGAACUGGAAUGAUUAUAGACUAUCCUGGGAUCCAGCCGAGUAUGAGGGGAUUGACAAGCUCCGGAUUCCCUCCAGACACAUCUGGCUGCCUGAUAUUGUGCUGUACAACAAUGCUGAUGGUACAUAUGAGGUAACAGUCUUCACCAAUGCCAUUGUCCUGUUUAAUGGAAGCAUUGCCUGGCUCCCCCCUGCCAUAUAUAAGAGCGCCUGUAAGAUUGAGGUCAAACACUUCCCCUUCGACCAGCAGAACUGCACGCUUAAAUUCCGCUCCUGGACAUACGAUCACACUGAGAUUGACCUUGUGUUAAAAUCAGAGGUGGCCAGCAUGGAUGACUUCACUCCCAGUGGUGAAUGGGACAUCUUAGCUCUUCCAGGGAGGAGGACGGUCAACCCUCUUGACCCCACUUAUGUUGACCUGACAUAUGACUUCAUAAUCAAACGCAAACCGCUGUUCUACACCAUAAAUCUCAUCAUACCCUGCGUGCUCAUCACCUCACUGGCCAUUCUGGUCUUCUAUCUACCUUCAGACUGUGGCGAGAAGAUGACUCUAUGUAUUUCUGUUCUUCUCGCACUCACUGUCUUCCUUCUUCUGAUUUCUAAGAUUGUGCCACCCACUUCAUUGGAUGUACCCCUGAUUGGAAAGUACCUGAUGUUUACCAUGGUGUUGGUAACAUUUUCCAUCAUCACAAGUGUGUGUGUGCUCAACGUGCACCAUCGCUCUCCCAGUACACACACCAUGCCGGCUUGGGUGAAACUAGUUUUCCUUGUAAAACUUCCAGCAUUGCUUUUCAUGCAAAGGCCUCAAGGGAACUCGGCUAGACAGCGGCUGCGACAGAAAAGGCGUUUCCGUGACCCAAGGUUACUGUUGGACCUUGGUUACUCAGCUCCUCACAAAUCCACAAUCUCCUCCUCUGCCUCUGUACUGCUGGCUGCAUCGUCAGCUUCCGCUCUCUCUUCACCAGGACACUUUUACAACAGGGGAGCACCUCUCAACCUCAGCUACGGCUCUCGGAAAGGAGAUUUGCGUCCCACAGAAUUCCUGCCCAAUGGCCAAAACUCAACUCAGGACCUGAGGGGGUGCAGGCGGGCCUCAGACUGGGGUGCUGACAUUCAUGAGGCUGUGGAUGGCGUUCGCUAUGUAGCCGACCACAUGAUGGGGAAUGAUGAUGAUCAAAGUGUCAUCGAAGACUGGAAGUAUGUUGCCAUGGUGGUGGACCGGUUGUUUCUGUGGAUCUUUGUGAUUGUGUGUGUUGUGGGCACCCUGGGACUUUUUCUCCAGCCACUAUUCCAGAGCCAGACAGUUCCUGUCCAACAGCCCAGCACAGAGUCAUCAAGACGGGACUGAAUGUGAGGCUAUGUGGAAGGUCUACCCUCGAGCCAGAGCCACCAACACCGGCUUCCAAUAACUGAACUGCUACUCUAUAUAAUCUAACCCGAAGACAUCAUGCUCUGACUGAUUAUCUGAGCAUGCAACACCACUGUAAUGUGAUACUGUAAUAGCAGCUGUAAACUGUGAUCCAAACUGAUGCAGGCAGAUACAUAGACAUUGUAACAAUAAUGUAAUAUAUCAAAGCAGUCCAGGCCUAAUGUAGAGCUUUUUCCACAGAUCAGAAAUAAUUUGACCCAGAAUAUGACUGCAAA
Messenger RNA from Myxocyprinus asiaticus (Chinese sucker), 2052 nucleotides. Its product is annotated as neuronal acetylcholine receptor subunit beta-4-like. NCBI's taxonomy places the organism in Eukaryota, Metazoa, Chordata, Actinopteri, Cypriniformes, Catostomidae. Gene Ontology annotation, cellular component: neuron projection; postsynaptic membrane; synapse. The transcript has 6 exons. The record is from RefSeq and is a predicted model, not a curated record. Bases 173 to 1756 code for a protein of 527 amino acids. Gene Ontology annotation, molecular function: transmembrane signaling receptor activity; acetylcholine-gated monoatomic cation-selective channel activity. Gene Ontology annotation, biological process: signal transduction; chemical synaptic transmission; monoatomic ion transmembrane transport.